This is a messenger RNA of Pseudogymnoascus verrucosus, 874 nucleotides long. RefSeq lists its product as uncharacterized. Bases 56 to 874 code for a protein of 272 amino acids. The transcript has 3 exons. Gene Ontology annotation, molecular function: hydrolase activity. NCBI's taxonomy places the organism in Eukaryota, Fungi, Ascomycota, Leotiomycetes, Thelebolales, Thelebolaceae. The record is from RefSeq and is a predicted model, not a curated record.
GAGCUCCAUAUUCUCAACAUCAACAAUCUCUUCAAUUCACUUUCCAACUGCCAAAAUGCUUAUCGUAGAGUCCCAUAUAGAUGUGCCGACCAAGGCAGACGGCGUGGAGGGAUCAAUGAGGAUCUUCCUCUUCCACCCUUCCAUCCCCGGCUACCCCAACGCCAAAUUCCCCGGCGUAGCCCUCUUCUCCGAAAUCUACCAAGUAACCGGCCCCGUCGCCCGCUUCGCCCGCUCCAUCGCCUCCGCGGGCUACAUCGUCGCCGCCCCCUCCUCCUACCACGACUUCGUCCCCUCGGACCCCCUCGCCUACGACGUCCCCGGCACCGACCUCGGCAACGCCCUCAAAGCCAAGAAGACCCUCGCCUCCUACGACGCCGACAGCUCCGCCACCAUUGACGCCCUUCUCGCCCUGCCGACGUGCACCGGGCGGCUGGGGGCUACGGGUAUGUGUCUCGGUGGCCACCUGGCGAUCCGGUGUGCGUUGGAUCCUAGGAUUAGUGCGGCGGUUGCGUAUUUUGCUACGGAUUUGCAUAGUGCGACUCUGGGUGCGAAUAAUCCGGAUGAUACGCUGGCGAGGUGUAAGGAGAUUAAGGGGGAACUGGUGUGUAUUCAUGGCACGCUGGAUACGCAUGUGCCGCCGGCAGGACGGGAUAAGAUUCGGUUGAAGUUGAGGGAGGCGGGGGUGGUGUUUAGUUGGUUUGAGGUGGCGGGGGCGCAGCAUGCGUUUAUUAGGGAUGAGAUGAGUAAGGGGCGGUUUGAUGGGGCGGUGACGAGGGUUUGUUGGGGGAUGUUGGAGGAAGUUUUUGGGAGGGUUUUGAGGACGGAGUUGGGGGAGAGGGUGGGGGGUGGGGGGGAGGUGGAACAUGUUUGUUAG